AUGCCACAAGAUGCGGACGCUGCCAUAAAAGUUCUCCUCCUUGGGGAUAGUGGAGUGGGGAAGUCCUCACUUAUGCUCUCCUUUGCUUCAGGAACUUUCGACCCUGACAUCAGCUCGACUAUAGGUAUUGACUUCAAGGUGAAGACUGUGGAGGUUGUUGAUUCGGACGGUACAAGGAAGAACGUUAAUCUGCAUCUCUGGGACACAGCGGGGCAGGAACGCUUCCGGACUUUGACAAGCUCGUACUACCGUGGAGCUCAUGCUGUUGUGCUGGUGUACGACGUGAAUGAACCGCAGACUUUCCAUGGUCUCCAAAGGUGGAUCGAGGAAGCAGACGCCUUUUGCCGAGUAGAUGGUGAUGAUGAGGCGGUGUAUUUGCUCAUUGGGAACAAGAUUGACAAGUGUGGCCGAGGAGAAGGUACUGAAGGUGAGGCGUCCUCUUUAAUGGCUCUACCAAAAGAACAGGCUCAGCAACUUGCACAGAGACGCCGCAUGCUAUUAGCAUUUACAUCAGCCAAGACGCGAGCAGGUGUCCAACAGGCAUUUGACGAGCUUGCGCGGUCAGUGUACGACAAAAAGAAAAUGAAGAGCGGUGACGAUCACGCAUCUGGGCUCAAUUUCAACAAGCCACAACGCCCCCCCACUCGCGGCACAUGUUGCUAA
Messenger RNA from Trypanosoma grayi, 663 nucleotides. RefSeq names its product small GTP-binding protein Rab18. Lineage: Eukaryota; Euglenozoa; Kinetoplastea; Trypanosomatida; Trypanosomatidae. The record is from RefSeq and is a predicted model, not a curated record. Gene Ontology annotation, molecular function: GTP binding; GTPase activity. The transcript has a single exon. The coding region runs from base 1 to 663 and encodes 220 amino acids.